UUUCGUUUGUUUUAUUCGUCCUGCAGAAGCAGCUACCCCUAUUCGAACUUAUUAUUAUUCCCUUCAACCGAUUUAAUUUACCAGAUUUCAUAGCGGCUAAUUGUGUGCAGGAUCGAUGGAUUCUAACCUUACAGAGCUUCCGUCAAGCUCUAACUCGUCUUUCUUAUGCUCGUCUCUUUAUCAAUAUUGCUGGAUCAAGCGUUGUUGACAUCGUUUUCAUAUAGUAUUAUUAUAUUCUUUAAUUCAUCAUUGUCAACAUGUCGAAGCACUGGGGCAGAGACUAUGUGGUCACGGAGCAUCGAGAUCUGCAGGCCAAUACCAUGGCUGUGGAUGUUACGGGUAACCACGUUCUCCUAGCUGGGAGGCGAUAUUUAGCAAUAAAACACCUUGACGAGGAACCCCUUAGAAAGUUUCAUCGACAAAGUAAAUAUGAAGUAGGCUCUGCAGAAUUGAAUCCUAAUCUAGCAAACUGUCACUUGUGUACCAUAUCUAGCAAUACUAGAGUUGAAAUAUUGAGUUUUAUGGGAAACAAUGGCUAUGAAUUGCAACCCACUCAUAGUUUACGGGCCCACACACGUGUAGUGAGUGAUUUAAACUGGCAUCCUAAAGAUCCUGAUAUAUUAGCUACAUGCAGCAUUGAUACUUACAUUCAUAUUUGGGAUAUUAGAGAUCAACGAAAGCCAAGUUUAUCUCUUUCAGCAGUUGCUGGAGCAUCUCAAGUGCAAUGGAAUGUUUUAUCCCCAAACAUGCUUGCAACUGCCCAUGAUGGUGAUAUCAAAAUUUGGGAUCAACGAAAAGGAAACAGCCCAGCUCAAUACAUUGCUGCCCAUUUGACAAAAAUGUAUGGACUAGAUUGAUGUCCUUUUCAACAAAAUCAAUUAGCUACGUCAAGCCAAAAUUGCACAGUCAAAAUUUUUUGAUACCAAUAAUCCGCGCAGAGCUGAAAGUAUCUUGACAACUAAUUCUUCGAGGGACCUUGUCUCUCCGCUGGACAUCAAUGAAGAUAUUCUGCCCUGCGAUGAGCAUCACGUUCCUGGUGUAUUUAUGUGUAAUGUGUGCAGUGUACCCGAUGCGUCCCGUGUAUUUAGAUUUUGUAAACGUAAAUUCUACGCUGCCGACUAUGAGUCAAUCGGGGUCCGCCUUUCGGAGGUGAACUGGGAGACUGUCCUUAGUUCACUGUCUAAUGAUCCUGACGCAACUGUUGAUAAAUUCAAUGUCAUUCUAAAUGAUGGCAUUGCACAACACGUCCCAAUCUCUAGACAGCCCCUCAGUUCAUACCCGAAAUGGUAUGACUCUGACCUCAUCAAUGCGAUCCGUAAAAAGAAAGUCGCGCACAUUGCGUGGAAAUCGUCUAAAUGUAAGCAAGAUGAAAUCGAAUUCAAUAGACUGAGAGCCGUCUGUCUCAGAAUGUCUAGGUCUAAGUAUCGUGAUUACAUCUCGUCUGUCGAGUCGGGCUUAAAGCGCAAUUUGUAAACGUUUUGGUCUUUUGUGAAAUACUUGAGAAACGACUCUUGUAUCUCGUUCAAUAUGUUUAGCGGUCCCUCCAGGGCCUCCAGUGAUGUUGAAGUCGCCAAUCUCUUCUCCAGAUACUUUGGUUCUGUUUUUAGAACAGAUGCUCUGACCCUAUUAAAAAUUAUAACGUGCAAUUAUACGUAUUAUUGCACGUAUAAAAAAACGCAUUAUUAUGCGUAUAAUAGUAUAUAUUUUUGUACGUACAAAAGUACGUACUAUUGUACGUAUAAAAGCAAACGUUAUAGUACGUAUUAAAACAGGUAUAAAUAAACAACUCAAAGUGAAUCGAUUUUUGUUAGUUUUGUUUCACUUGUUCUAAUACGCGUUUUAUAACGCAUAAUAGUACGUUCAAUUGUACGUAUAAUUGUACGUAUAAAUAUACGAUUCAAGUUUUUUAUUUAAUAGUUAAUAUAUAAUUAUAUAAUUCCACUACUAUAUAUAAAUUUGCACUUAAAUAUUAUGUUGAUCAAUAUGGGAUUGGAGUAACCAUGUAAGUACAAUUAAUGAUAUUGAAACAAAUAUAGAUAUUGUGAAGAAAUUUUUAUUUUAUUUAAGUCAUAAAUAUACAUAUGAAAUUUUUUUCUAAAUAAUUAAGAAAACAAUCCAUAUAGAACUCUCAAAAACAACAAUAGUUAUUUAUCUUAUAAUUUAUUGCUGAAUAUUACGUUUUUACUAAUUGCAAUUUAAAAAUAAAAAAAGAAAGUAAUUUUCUUUAAAAUGAUGGAUAUUAAUUUUUCACUACACUUGCAUUAAAAAAAAAGUUUUUUUUUUAAAUCAUCAUUUUCUUCAAUUUUUAAAGCUAUUUUCAGCGAUUAAUUAAUCGAUUAAUCGCGGCGCCAUAUAGUCUUAUGAAAUAAACCAAAAAGAAUGAAAGAGAAAAGGUAUGAACUAUUAAUAAGUCGAAUAUCUUGUUGAAAUAUGAAUACCCUGUUGAAAAGCUCCAUCUGGAUUUCAGCUGGAUUUUCACAUGGAUUUCCAGAUGAAUUUUGCCUAUAUUUCGCCUGGAUUCCACCUGGAUUUCAUCUGGAUUUCCAGCUGGAUUUU
Messenger RNA from Nasonia vitripennis (jewel wasp), 2556 nucleotides. Its product is annotated as GATOR complex protein WDR59-like. Gene Ontology annotation, molecular function: protein binding. Bases 258 to 857 code for a protein of 199 amino acids. The record is from RefSeq and is a predicted model, not a curated record. The transcript has 7 exons. NCBI's taxonomy places the organism in Eukaryota, Metazoa, Arthropoda, Insecta, Hymenoptera, Pteromalidae.